CCUCUCUCUCCUCUCUCCCCCCUCUCUCUCUCUCUCUCUCUCAGCAGCAGGAGGAGGAGUCAGCAGGAGGAGGAGGAUGCUGUCAGGUUGCCGUGGUUUCAGCCUCUCAUUUCUUGUGGCGACCGUCGUCGGGAUGUGUGUGUGUGUGUGUGUGUGAGCUCUGAGGACAUAUGACGGGAGGACAGAGGGAAGGAAGAGAGGAAGGAAGAGAGGAAGGAGGGAGGAAGGAGGGAGGAAGGAGGUGUUGAAGGGUGGAUUAACGUCGCAGCAGAAGAGAAUCACAGCGAGUCAUCGUUUCCUCUGACGACAGGAAGCUUCAUCAAUCCUCCUUCAUCCCUCCAUCUCUGUCUCUGCACAGGGAGGACGGACGGAGGGACAGACGGAGACACUGAAGGAGGGAGAGAAGGAGACACUGAAGGAGGGAGAGAAGGAGACACUGAAGGAGACACUGAAGGAGGGAGAGAAGGAAACACUGAAGGAGACACUGAAGAAAGGAUGAAGGGAGUUUGAGUCGUCGCAUAUCCUCCGGUCUGCGGGGAGUUAUGACGUCUCAGGAGGAGGCGUCUUCCUUCAGGAGGUUUUUUCAGUACGUGGAGGAUAGCGGCCUUCGAACAUACGACGGUCUGGUCAUUCAGAACGCCUCCGACAUCGCCAGAGAGAGCGAUCGGGUCCGCAACCAGACGAACUGGGCCUACCUGCAGGAGAAACACCAGAAGAAGAGACGACAGGAGGACGCCAUCAAGAGGAUUGGUGAAGAUGUUGCCAUGGCAACAGACGGGGCAUACUCUGGGAAACAUUUCAGGAUGGGUUUCAUGACGAUGCCGGCCCCACAGGACCGUCUGCCGCCCCCCAGUCAGGGCUUCACCGUCCGGUCCCAGUCCCUCCACUCGGUGGGCGAAGACAACGACUCCAAUCCCAACCGGAAACAACCUCCCCCCAAACCCAAGAGAGACCCCAACACCAAACUGAGCAGCAGCUCUGAGACGAUGGACGGAGGCUCCAAGACGGACGUUCAAGAGUUCAAAGAGACGUCGGAGCAGGCUGAAGCUCGGCGUCUCUCUGGUGAGGACUACAGGAAGAUGCCUCCACCCAAACCCAAAAGAAAUCCAAACACUCAGCUCAGCACCUCCUUUGAUGAAUCUUACGUCCGUAUCCAUGGCAACAAGAAGUCUUCCUCGCGACUGGACAAAUCUUCAUUCCAAAGUCAGAGUCCGACGUCGAGGGACACGGACGACGAGGAGCCCGUCUACAUCGAGAUGGUGGGAAACGUCCUCCGGGAGCUGAAAGGUCAGGACGGCGUGGAGGACGAACAGAGCGAGGCGGUCUACGAGGAGAUGAAGUACCCAAUGCUCGAGGACUUCCUGCAGGACGCUCACGCUGCCAUCAUGGAUCCUGAAGCCUGGUCGUCCCGCGGCUCUCUCUGUGACAUCCCUCCACCCUUCCCCAACCUCCUGACUCACCGCCCACCGCUGUUCGUCUUCCCCCCCGCCCCGGCCCAGUGCUCCCCCAACUCCGACGAGUCCCCCCUCACCCCGUUAGACGUCACUCGGCUGCCUGUGAUGGACAACGCCACCUACAGCCAGUCGGGUGGUGUUGAACCUUCUCAGAGCUCCACCCACCACCGCAAGGAGCGAGAUCGGGACCGGGACCGAGACCGAGACCGAGACCGAGACCGAGACCGAGACCGUGAUCUGUCCUCCACCCACACUGUCACCUCCUCUGGCCGCUCGUCAGCUCCGCCUUUGCCCUCCAACCUCUACAAGUCCUCUGGCUCCGCCCACAGUGGUCACGGUUACCCCCGCAGCCAAUCAGCAUGUCCGUCUCCGGUCAGCAUGGGUCGCUCUCUGACCCCCCUCAGCCUGAAGAGGCCGCCGCCGUACGACGCUCUGAUGGCAGGAGGAAGUAUGCCCCGCUCUUCCUCUUCCUCUUCCUCGUCCUCACACAGGGCCGGGGACUGUGGAGCUAAACUCAGUAACUCGUCCUCCGCCCACGGCUCCAUGCAGAACGUGUCCAUGAGGUCACACACUCCCACCAGCCCAUUGGACGAACUCAACAACCUGUUCAGCUCUGGUAGACAGGUGAUGAAGAAAGGAACCGGAGGCAGGAAGAGCAGAGGGAGUGAAGGAGACUCCAGGUCUCUGCCCAGACACGGCAGUAAAGACGGAAAGUCCAGUCCAGUUUCAGGAAGGAUGGGGAGGUCGUCUGUCAGCCCGACCAUGAUGCUGUCUGGAGGCGGAGGAGGCGGAGGAGAAUCGAAGUCGGUUUGUAAACUCGGCCGUUCAGCAUCGACUUCAGGAGUUCCUUCACCAGGUGGAACGCCACAACGUCACCUGUAUGAGCCGCAUCAUCAUCAUCCUGCCCUCAGCCAGAUGCCCUGGCUCUGUGGAGAUGCCACCAUGAUGGAGAUGAUCGAGAAGAAAAGAGUUUUGUGUCGAGAGAUUAAAGCUCGUCAGCGUCCUGAGAAGAAUCUGUUCAAGCAGGACAGCAUGCCCAUCCUGCCGAGCUGGAGGAGGAAGCAGCCGCCGCCGUACUCUGCCCCGCCCACGGCCACCGCCGCCGGACAGACCCCCGCCACGGUGUUCUGGGACACCGCUAUUUGAGAUGCAACUACGACAGAGACACAACAACAGAAACAAUGACUGUUUACAUGUUUACAGGCACAACAUAUUCACCCUGUUGGAGUUUAAUCUGACAGUCGAGUAGCAGAACACUGUAAAAAAUAUCAUGUGUGUGUGAAAACACGACCUGAAUCUGUUAAAAACAACAACAACAUGUUUUUUAUAUUUAAAUAAUAAUAAUAAUCUGUGAGGCUCGUCUGUCAGUGGGGGGCGGGGGGGAUGUUUUUAUAUUCAAAGAAAGUUUUUAUUAUGAUGAAAAAGCAACUAUUUUAAAAUGAGAAUAUUUUGGCACGUUGUUGGUUGGUUUGGUCCCAUCCCAGUCUGGAUUAACUCCAGUUUAACUCCAGUUUAACUCCAGUUUAUCUCCAGUUUAACUUCAGUUUAACUCCAGUUUAACUCCAGUUUAACUCCAGUUUAACUCCAGUUUAUCUCCAGUUUAACUCCAGUUUAACUCCAGUUUAACUCCAGUUUAACACCAGUUUAACACCAGUUUAACUCCAGUUUAACUCCAGUUUAACUUCAGUUUAACUCCAGUUCACCUGAAGGUCACCUGAAGGUCACCUGAAGGUCAGGGGAUGAUGAGUGACUGUGGAGGGAAAUGAACGCCGUGUAUCGACUUGUUGUUGGAAGUGAACGAGCUGACUGAUUCAAGAUGUCAUAUCAAUGGUAACGUGAGACUGAAGCAAAGCAUUCUGGGAUACGAUGGUGAUACCUGUGUAUGUAAAUGAGCCUGAAGCCAUGGAGAGAUUAAAUGUUUAAAUAUGCACAAACACA
Messenger RNA from Sebastes umbrosus (honeycomb rockfish), 3392 nucleotides. RefSeq names its product neuronal tyrosine-phosphorylated phosphoinositide-3-kinase adaptor 2a (gene nyap2a). The coding region runs from base 543 to 2600 and encodes 685 amino acids. NCBI's taxonomy places the organism in Eukaryota, Metazoa, Chordata, Actinopteri, Perciformes, Sebastidae. The record is from RefSeq and is a predicted model, not a curated record. The transcript is spliced from 7 exons. Gene Ontology annotation, biological process: neuron projection morphogenesis; phosphatidylinositol 3-kinase/protein kinase B signal transduction.